Molecule: messenger RNA, 2097 nt
Organism: Syzygium oleosum
Lineage: Eukaryota; Viridiplantae; Streptophyta; Magnoliopsida; Myrtales; Myrtaceae
Product: heparanase-like protein 3
Exons: 9
Coding region: 280-1935 (551 amino acids)
Cellular component (GO): membrane; plant-type cell wall
Molecular function (GO): beta-glucuronidase activity
Source: RefSeq, a predicted model, not a curated record
GUACUAGCUUCAUAAAAAAUUGAGGUUCGUGGGAGGAAAGUGACCAAUUCAGUUGACCUGCAAGUAGAGGAAAUAUAAUAUAUCAAGAAAACUACUAUAUCUCUGCGGACCCUCCAUAGAACACAGCUUUCAAGUUUCAACUUUCUUCUUCUCUCCUUUGACAUCUUGCUUCUCACAAAAGCUUCUUCAGCUACCAAGCGGAGAUAGUUAUAAAACCAUUCAUGCUUGCUCAAUCAAUGAAUUCGUAUGGAGGCUAAGACUGUACAAGCCAUUGUGUAGAUGUACUGUGGGAUGGCCUCUCUGCUUGUUCUGGUGGGGUUGGGCGUUCUGGUGUUCUGGGUACAUCACAACUCCAGCUCAGCGCUCUCGCAGAGUACCGAAACUUCCGGGGAUGUUCUUUCUGGUACUGUGUUCAUCAAUGGAACAGCAUCCAUUGCUAAGACGGAUGACGAUUACAUCUGUGCCACUUUGGAUUGGUGGCCUCCUGAAAAAUGUGAUUAUGGCACUUGCAGCUGGGGAAGAGCCACCCUCCUCACUUUGGAUCUGACAGACCCAAUUCUGAUCAAUGCUGUAAAAGCUUUUUCACCACUACGGAUUAGAAUGGGAGGGACCUUACAAGAUAAAGUAGUAUAUGAAAUACAGGGUGAUCAGACACCCUGCAACAUCUUCACCAAGAACAGCUCGGAAUUCCUUGGUUUCUCGCAAGGAUGCUUACCUUUGGCUCGAUGGGACGAGCUGAACUCCUUUUGCAAGCAGACAGGGGCAGCUGUCACAUUUGGGCUGAAUGCGUUGUACGGCAGGACAAUCGGUUCAGAUGGUUCUGUUAACGGGCCCUGGAAUUCCAGCAAUGCUGAAUCACUCAUUCGGUACACUGUCAAUAAAGGCUACUCUAUCCUCGGUUUGGAGCUUGGCAACGAACUAAGUGGAAAUGGAGUUGGAGCAAGAGUUUCAGCCGACCAGUAUGCAUCAGAUAUAAAAACCCUUCAAGGCCUAGUGGAAGAUAUAUAUGCAGGUUUUGAAGUUAAGCCACUAGUCCUAGCACCAGGGGGGUUCUUUGAUGCAAAUUGGUUCGCCGAUUUUGUAAAUCAAACAAGUCAAACUCUUCAAGUUGUCACCCACCACAUUUAUAACCUUGGUCCAGGAGUCGAUGACCACCUUAUUCAGAAGAUCCUUGAUCCUUCUUAUCUUGACGGUGAGUUGCAAACAUUCAGCAGCCUUCAGACUCUUCUGAAGAAUUCUGGAACUUCGGCAGUUGCAUGGGUUGGUGAAGCUGGGGGCGCUUAUAAUAGCGGCCGCAACCUUGUCACUAAUUCCUUUGUGUUUAGUUUCUGGUACUUGGACCAACUGGGAAUGGCGGCCACUUACAAUACAAAAACAUAUUGCAGACAGACAUUGAUUGGCGGAAACUAUGGCUUGCUAGACACUCAAACAUUCCUACCAAACCCAGAUUACUACAGUGCUCUUCUUUGGCAUAAGUUGAUGGGGAGCGAAGUUUUAUUAACUAGCUUCUCGGGCACGGAUAAGAUCCGCGCUUAUGCUCAUUGCUCAAGGAACUCUCCUGGUGUCACUUUGCUGCUGAUCAACCUUGAUAGUAACACAACCGUCCAAGUUCACGUUUCAACUGGAAAUGUAACCAGUAAUGGAACACUGUCUCUGAAACAAGAGAGCCAGAAUCACAGGACAAAAUUUGCCAGAAUGUCGAGAGGGUCAUCUAAAGAUGGGCACAUCAGAGAAGAGUAUCACUUGACCGCCCAAGAAGGAAAUAUACAGAGCCAAGUCCUGCUUCUCAAUGGACAAGUUCUAAACACAGACUCAUCUGGCAUCAUUCCUUCCUUUGAUCCGAUAAAUGUAAGCCACUCAGAUCCAAUUACGGUGGCUCCAUUCUCCGUUGUAUUUGCUCGGAUUCCUGGUAUGAAUGUCACCGCAUGCACAUAGUCCAAGACCAUAGGCACAGUGAACUUGCUAUUUGCAAUCGUAACUAUAAAGUGACCACUGUAGAUAAUCAUUUCUUGGAAAGAUUGUGACAAGCACAUGUAAAAUGAAUUCAUUUGCAAGUGAAGGCCAGUCAAUUAAUAAAAUUCAGGGUGUUUAUGACAA